Molecule: messenger RNA, 2601 nt
Organism: Emericellopsis cladophorae
Lineage: Eukaryota; Fungi; Ascomycota; Sordariomycetes; Hypocreales; Bionectriaceae
Exons: 1
Coding region: 1-2601 (866 amino acids)
Source: RefSeq, a predicted model, not a curated record
AUGCAGGUCGUAAGAAGCGCCCAUGUCUUCCCCUCGCGAGAAAAAUCAACUGACUUCGGCCCUCAAACAGAAGAUGUGACGGACAGGGCUUACUUUAUGUGCAAUGACGAGCUUCGUGCUGUUCAGCCCACACACACCCUCAUUACCGCAUCUUUGGUGCUGCCGACAACGCGCGGAGGAUUCGUGAGCUUUCCGCAAGUCUCUACAAAGACGGAAGAGCCUUGGUCCACGUCGCUGCCAUCCACAUUGGUUACCGAGACGAGUUCAUCGCCCACGGUCCGACCCAGCACUACGCAGACGACUCGUACCAGUGGAGGUCCAACAUUGACGACAGUUUCCACCGGCGCGGCGCAGUCAACGAGCGAGGCCACGGCUACGUCGCCUGUUGGGACUCCGGGCCAAGCAGACGAAGAUUGGCAAGAGGACGAGGACGAGGACGAGGACGAGGACGAGGACGAUGGAGGCGGUCCAGCUCUUGGGACCGGGCAAAUCGCGGGCAUAUCCAUUGGCGUGGUAGCCGCCGCUGGGGUGGCCAUUGGCGCUAUCUUCCUCGCGCGCCGCUGUCGCAAAAAGAGGCACCCGGGUGUCAGCACAGGAUUCCUGCCUCGACGUAGCACUUGGGGCUACCUAGGAAACCAGAGGCCCGAUAUCGCCAGCCUGAGCAGCACACCAUCUUCGCCGCGUGUUCCUCCACCCGGCAGUUAUUAUGCUGCGCCGGUGCCUCCACCCCCUCUGGCGGCCAGGAAAAGCUACAGCCGCACAAGCUGGUACCCAGGUGGCAUUGGGAUGGCCUUGUCGCCGCCGUUCAAGAAGGACGACACGUCCGAGUCACCCGAACCUCGGCGCAUCUCAAAGCUGCUACCGGCAAAGCCAACAAUGACACCCAUAUUGGCAAGAUUCUCCUUUCAACGUGGUUCGGAGAAACAGCAGACGAGUGACGCGCCGCCACGACUGCCUCCGUUGACAGGCUUAUCCUAUCGACACGGGGAAACGACCGAGAAAAGGCUCCCGCAGGCACCGCUCACCCUUCAUAUUCCCGAGGAGAACACGCUCGCAGUCGCGGCUCCUUCACGGAUGCGGGACAGCGCCAUGACAGAGUUCGAAGAGGACGGCGGCUCAUCGGUCACCUCGCCCCAGGGUCAGGUUUGGCGGCAUCCGUCCCAGAACCUGGCGUCAUCCUACGUCGCCGACAAGAACGGCAACUGGGUCCUGAGAACCUCGUCCAAGCCGGACCAGGCGUCCUCCUCUUCAGCAGUGCCAAUGACGGCGCCCCCGACGCGGAAUCCGAAUCCCUUCAGAGUGGUCAACGUUCCCGACCUGCCGCCUGCUCGGAGGUCGCUUUCUCAGCACGAGUCGACUCGUGUACCACACCUGGCGCCGGCACCGGUGAUUACGCGCGACAGCAAUAAAAAUCAGUCAUACUUUGCGCAACCGCAAGAGUCGCCCACGCCAAAGCCACUAUUCUCCACGACGGGACACGGCAACGUCGCAGCCCAGGCCCGGAGCCCCUUUUCACUACAACAAAACAAUAAGCAACUGUCCGGUCAACCACAGGUCCCACCAAUGCAACGCGACCGCGCAUCGUCCCGCAGCAGCGACACAACCAUUUUUGAGAGUUCCUCGGACGAGCCCACGCCCCCCGAAGCUCCACCGGGUAGUCUCUCCCCCGUAGUGGAAUCGGCCGAAUCACCAGCUUCUGCCUCGGUCAAUCGCCCACCGGUCAUGAUGCAACCCAGUCGAGGCAGUCUCAACGUGAACUAUGCCCCGCCGCCUCGUCGGCCAAAGAUGUACCAACCUCCAGGACAACCCAGCCCAACCCUUGGAAUGCCGGCGCAGCAGAACCGACAGCAACCUCCAAGUCAGGGCUUGUCCUCGUACAACAUGGCCAGCAAGGGUCGACAACCGACGAGCCAUCAGCCAGCGUCCGCCAGAACCGGCUCUCCAAUGGUGCGUGUCGUCGAGCCGUCGCCCGAACCCGACGACAGGGGCCUCCUCCCCUCGGCGCGAGGCCAUCAUCGCCGCGUCUCCUCCGCGUCGCGCCCUCCACACCCACAGGUCAAGCCCUCACCCACGCAGCAACAACACCGCUUCUCGCCAGCCCAGCCGCGUCCUGGUAUGCCUCAGCACACCUACCAGCUGCCGCGACAGCAAGACGGUCCUUAUCCGCGAAAACCAACCCCUUUCAUGCGACCAGCGCAAAUCCCAGGGAUCGUGCACAGCCAGCAUGACCUGCCACAACAUUACCGACCCACGCAAAAUCGACCACCACCGCCCCCCCUCGCGACAGACCUCCCCUCCGCGCCGGCCGCAGCGGGCCUGACGACGUUCGUCUCGCCCGUCUCGGAGACGUCGACUUCCUCGUCCCUACUCGCCAAGCGUCUCGGCUCCGAUCGGGCCGCACAGAUGGCCAUCCCCACUGAUCAACACCACAGCCAGCGCCAGGGAGACGGGAACUGGCGAAGAGAUGCUCCUCCUCCUCCUCCGCAUACCCCACGGCAGGGGGAUGAUGGCGGCGACAAUGAUUUGCCUCGGACACCUGGGUGGAUGCCAAAGUUGACGCCCACAAGACGGGGCGGCGAUCUCUUUUUGAAUGUGCAAUGA